This is a messenger RNA of Arachis duranensis, 885 nucleotides long. RefSeq lists its product as uncharacterized. Gene Ontology annotation, biological process: proteolysis. The transcript is spliced from 6 exons. NCBI's taxonomy places the organism in Eukaryota, Viridiplantae, Streptophyta, Magnoliopsida, Fabales, Fabaceae. The record is from RefSeq and is a predicted model, not a curated record. Gene Ontology annotation, molecular function: cysteine-type peptidase activity. The coding region runs from base 214 to 774 and encodes 186 amino acids.
ACAACCCCUCCAGGCUCCAACACCGCCGGCCGUCUCGUCGUCUUCAUCUCGCCGGACACGGUGCGGCUCCGACGACCUCCCUCCACGUCGCGUUUUGGCUCGCAGCCUCGCAGGUCGUCUUCUUCAUCGCAACUCCUUGCUCUGUCGGUGCUUCCUCUCCGUCACUGCUUCCUUCCCUUCGCCAAAGUCUGCUUCGCUGUGCUCGAACAGCAAAUGGCAUUGUCGGGAACUAUCCCAAGUAGUCAACUUCGAGAGGAUUAUAAAGAGGCAUUUAUGGGCAAAGUGGAAGUCCUUAGAAAGAUUUAUGUGCCUGUUAAUGAAGAUAAUCUUCAUUGGUAUCUUGUUAUCUUCGACAUGAAUCAGUGUCAAGUAAUUUUGUUGGAUUCCAACCCAGACCCUAAGAAGAAAGCAAGUAAAAUAUUCAGCAUUAAGCAAUUGGCUUUGUACCUUGAAGGGAUGCUUCAACAUGAAUCUUUCUAUGACUUUGAGAGUACAAUUAGGCCUAAGGUGUCUGAGUUUCCCAUUUUGGAAGCUCUCGGAAUAGGAAGACAAAGAAAUGACUCCUUUGAUUGCGGUAUUUGGGUAGCAACUUGGAUGAAGAACUGCAUUUGGAUUGAUGAUUACAACAUUUAUGUUGAUGAUGCAACUAGGAUGCGCAUUGCCAUAGAUUUGAUCAUGAAGUCAUACAAUCUGAAAAAAAACACCAUUAUCAAGGCUGCUAAGAAGAACUACAAAAAAAUUGAGGAAAAGAACAAGAAUUUAGUUAAAAAAUAAGAGUAUAUGUUACUUCUGAUUGCAUCAGUUGAAAAAAUUCUAAAUAAAUUAUGUUAACUAUAAAUGAUAUAAAUAAGUUAUUUUGGUGCUAGUACUUUUGUAAUGAGACUU